Molecule: messenger RNA, 1504 nt
Organism: Selaginella moellendorffii
Lineage: Eukaryota; Viridiplantae; Streptophyta; Lycopodiopsida; Selaginellales; Selaginellaceae
Product: 2-isopropylmalate synthase A
Exons: 9
Coding region: 41-1405 (454 amino acids)
Biological process (GO): L-leucine biosynthetic process
Cellular component (GO): chloroplast
Molecular function (GO): 2-isopropylmalate synthase activity
Source: RefSeq, a predicted model, not a curated record
UUAGGUAUUUACUAGUUUCCAUUCCUUGAGAAGAUUCACGAUGAUGCUUGGCGGCACGGCACCAAGUCUUAGGCAGUCGAGGAGAGCUGGGAUCCAGCCUCUAAUCAGGAGCUCCGCAGUUGCAAAUGGCCGCGCACACUCGACUCGCGAGCAACAAUCUCUCCCGCAAAACUAUGUACAGAUCCUCGACACCACCCUGAGAGAUGGCGAGCAAUCUCCGGGAGUGUGCUUCUCCAUCCAGCAGAAGCUCGACAUCGCCGAGCGCCUGGCCAGGCUGCGAGUGGACGUGAUCGACGCGGGAUUCCCCGCGACAUCGCCUCAGGAGUCGCGGGCAGUGGAGCUCAUCGCUCGCCAGGUCGGGAGCUACAAACAAGACGAAGAUCUGCAUCGUGGUCGAGACGAAGAAGGUCAAGGCGAAGAACAACACGUGCCAGUGAUUUGCGGACUCGCGCGCUGUGUCAAAUCCGACAUUGAUGCUGCUUGGAGAGCCAUCCGAUACGCCCACAAGCCGCGAAUCCUGGCCUUCAUUUCCACCAGCGACAUCCACAUGAAGCACAAGCUCAACAAAUCGCCCUCGCAAGUUCUCGCCACCGCCGCGGAGAUGGUGGCCUACGCCAAAUCCCUGGGCUGCCACGACAUCCAGUUCGGUGCCGAGGAUUCUGGGAGAUCCGAUCCAGAGUUUCUGUGCGAGAUUUUCGAGGCCGUGAUCGAGGCCGGAGCUACCUCCGUUGGGAUUGGAGACACUGUUGGUUACUUGUUUCCAUCCGAGAUCGCCAGCCUCGUCAAUCGAGUGAAACAGGGGACCCGGGGAAUCGAGGGAAUAACCGUUUCCUGUCAUUGCCACAAUGAUCUUGGCCUCGCCACGUCCAACACGCUCGCGGCAGCGCUUGCGGGAGCUCGCCAGCUAGAAGUUUCCAUGAAUGGCAUUGGAGAGCGAGCUGGAAACGCGUCACUCGAGGAGGUGGUGAUGGCGAUGAAGUGCCGCAGUAGAGAUCCACUCUUGCAAGGUCUUUACACGGGGAUUGAAACCAAGCACAUAUAUCCAACAAGUCAAGCGGUCGCAGACUACGCUGGAAUGCUCGUCCAGCCAAACAAAGCCAUCGUUGGAGCCAACGCGUUUGUUCACGAAAGUGGAGUCCACCAAGAUGGUAUUCUCAAGAACCGGGCAACUUACGAGAUUUUAUCACCAAGCGAUAUCGGACUCGUUCAAACACACGCCGAACACAUAGUCCUCGGGAAGCACAGUGGCAAGCAUGCCCUCAGUGCACGUUUGACAAAGCUGGGAUAUAAUCUCGACACGGAAGCGUUAGGCGAGGUUUUCAUGAGAUUCAAGGCAGUGGCCCACGAGAAGAAGAUUGUCACAGACACAGACUUAACAGCACUGGUGGUGGGCGAAAAACUUUAAGCGUCGGACAUACAACAAGUUGUGACUAUGAUUUUUGUUGGAAUUCUUAAUAAUUUGCUGCUAGAAGAAUGAUAAUUUAUAAUCACUUGCUUAACCGCU